Messenger RNA from Nerophis lumbriciformis (worm pipefish), 2247 nucleotides. The record is from RefSeq and is a predicted model, not a curated record. NCBI's taxonomy places the organism in Eukaryota, Metazoa, Chordata, Actinopteri, Syngnathiformes, Syngnathidae.
AUGGAGGGCGACGUAGUUUCCAUGGAAACUGCCCUGGCUCCGGAAGGCGGGGUUCUGCCCGAAGCCGGGGACGCCGUGAUCCAAGGAACAGCAGGUGCUUCGCAGGCGGUGGAGGUUCCGGGCAACAUGGAGAUGAUGGUGAUGGAUGCGCUGGAUCCGGCCCUCUUACAAAUGAAGACAGAGGUGUUGGAGGGAGGAGGCACAGUUACUGUAACCGGUGGGGAUGAGGGUCAGAUCAUCACCCUUCAGGUUGUCAAUAUGGAAGAACAGGCUGGUGCUGCUCUAGGACUUGGACAGCUUCAACUAGUGCAGGUUCCAGUCACUUCAACUUCAGUAGAUGGCCUCCAAGCAACAUAUGUAGAUGGAUCAGCCAAUAAAGAUGCAGAGCCAGUUAUCUGUCACACCCUGCCCUUGCCUGAAGGCUUCCAGGUGGUAAAAGUGGGAGCCAACGGUGAAGUGGAAACGGUAGAGCAAGAGGAGCUUCAUGCAGUCCACGAAGAGCUCCAAGCAACAAGGGCAGAAGAGGAACAGGAGGACGGCGACGUGGCCGAGCAGGAACCCCCAGAGUCUCAGCCCGGGUGGCAGAAGGACCCAGACUACCAGCCCAUUGCAACGGUCCGCAAAGGAAAGAAGGGAAAAAAGAGCCGCCUGCGCUAUGCAGAGGGUGACAGAGACAUGGAUGUGUCCGUGUACGACUUUGAGGAAGAGCAACAGGAGGGGCUGCUGUCAGAGGUCAAUGCAGAGAAGGUAGUUGGAAACAUGAAGCCCCCCAAGCCCACCAAGAUCAAGAAAAAGGGUGUGAAGAAGACCUUCCAGUGUGAACUGUGUAGCUAUACGUGUCCACGACGCUCCAACCUGGACCGACAUAUGAAAAGUCACACGGACGAAAGGCCGCACAAAUGUCAUUUGUGCGGAAGGGCCUUCAGAACAGUCACACUGCUGAGAAACCAUCUCAACACUCACACAGGCACUCGGCCACACAAAUGCACAGAUUGCGACAUGGCCUUUGUGACCAGUGGAGAAUUGGUGCGUCAUCGUCGUUACAAGCACACGCACGAGAAGCCCUUCAAGUGCUCAAUGUGUGACUAUUGCAGUGUGGAGGUGAGUAAAUUGAAGCGCCACAUCCGCUCUCACACCGGGGAGCGGCCCUUCCAAUGCAGUCUGUGCAGCUACGCUAGCAGGGACACAUACAAGCUGAAAAGACACAUGAGGACACACUCAGGUGAGAAGCCGUAUGAGUGCUACAUCUGCCAUGCUCGUUUCACCCAGAGCGGCACCAUGAAGAUGCACAUUCUACAGAAACACACGGAGAAUGUGGCUAAGUUCCAUUGUCCACAUUGUGACACCGUCAUCGCCCGCAAGAGCGACCUCGGGGUUCACUUAAGAAAACAGCAUUCAUUUAUCGAGAAGGGAAAGAAGUGUCGUUACUGUGACGCUGUGUUCCACGAGCGAUACGCUCUCAUCCAGCACCAGAAGACUCACAAGAAUGAGAAACGAUUCAAGUGCGACCAAUGCGAUUACUGCUGCAAACAGGAACGCCACAUGAUCAUGCACAAGCGUACGCACACCGGAGAGAAGCCUUUUGCCUGUAGUCAGUGCGAGAAAACAUUCAGACAGAAGCAGCUUCUGGACAUGCACUUCAAACGCUACCACGACCCCAACUUUGUGCCCACCGCCUUCGUCUGCAGCAAGUGUACCAAGACGUUCACCCGCCGGAACACCAUGCUGCGCCAUGCUGAGAACUGCAUGGGUGAUGUUACCGGAGACCAAAAUGGAACGCCACCCAAAAAGGGUCGACGGGGAAGGAAGAGGAAGAUGCAGGACAGGCCUGAUGAUGAUGAAGAGGACACAGAACCUGAUCUGGAUGAGCUUGAAGAUGAUGAGGAUUUGUUAGAUGAUAUCGAAUUGGAACAAGCUCCACCGGUAGUUCCCGUUGCCGCUCCUGAAGAACCACCGGUCAAGAGGAAGCGUGGUCGCCCCCCAAAGAACAAACCAAAUGUGGCCGCCGUCAUCCAAGUGGAGGAUGAGACCACUGAACAGGUGGAAGACAUCAUUGUGAAAAAGGAAGUGGGUGCCGAACCAGACGACAUAGAAGAGGAAGGGGCCACGCAGGAGGUGGUUGUCGGCGAAGGCGACGCCACCAUUCAGCUGGAGGAGCUAUCCCAGGAACAGGAGAUGCAGCUGUCAGAGGCACCGCCUAACGGAGACCUCACCCCUGAGAUGAUCCUUAGUAUGAUGGACCGGUGA